Molecule: messenger RNA, 3381 nt
Organism: Sitodiplosis mosellana (orange wheat blossom midge)
Lineage: Eukaryota; Metazoa; Arthropoda; Insecta; Diptera; Cecidomyiidae
Gene: Prip
Product: aquaporin AQPAe.a
Exons: 8
Coding region: 158-952 (264 amino acids)
Biological process (GO): transmembrane transport
Cellular component (GO): plasma membrane
Molecular function (GO): water channel activity
Source: RefSeq, a predicted model, not a curated record
GUUGAUCAUUGUUCCUCAUUCUCUCGCUGUCUGUGGCCGUUUGAACGUCGGUUUGUCCGUUAUCGUUUCGUUUCGUGUGUGCAGUUCGAAUUUGUUGGUUUUGUGUGUUGGGUGUUUCGUUUCGGCAGUGACUCUGUGAACCAAAAAUCAAAAAGAAAUGGCUGGAUUCAAGUAUACGUUGGGCAUCAAUGAGCUGUCGUCGAGAAAGCAUAAACUCACAAAUGCAUUGCUCGCCGAAUUUGUGGGUAUAUUCCUAUUGAACUUUUUUGCGUGUGCUGCGUGUACGUUUGGUGAUAACACGACGAUGUCAUUUGCGUUUGGUUUGACUGUUUUCGUGGCCGUUAUGGCAAUCGGACAUGUUAGCGGUGGUCAUAUUAAUCCAGCGGUGACUGUGUCAAUGUUGGUCACUGGCAAAAUUAGCCUUGUACGCGCUUUGCUCUACAUUUUACUUCAAUGUCUUGGUGCUACGGCUGGAACUGCUUCGCUUAAAGCACUCGUGCCUGACUCGUAUCACAAUGGGCUUGGACAUACGAAUUUGGCCCCCGAAUUUACACCGUUGCAAGGAUUGGGCUUGGAAUUCUUCCUCGGAUUCAUUCUCAUUUUCACCAUUUUUGGCGUUUGCGAUGGCAAUAAACCAGACUCAAAAUACGUUGGACCAUUGGCGAUUGGAUUGGCCGUUACGGUUGGACAUUUAGGAACGAUCAAAUAUACCGGCGCUAGCAUGAAUCCAGCUCGUACAUUUGGAACAGCUGUCAUCACCCACACUUGGGAAAAUCACUGGAUCUACUGGGCCGGUCCCAUUCUAGGUGGUGUGGUUGCAUCAUUGCUGUAUACACAAGCCUUCAGCGCUCCGGAGAAUCAGAAUGAAAAUGAUCGCAGUGGCAAAUACCGUACCGAUGCCACCGAAAAAGAGGAAAAAUAUUUAGAUGUCAAGUACAUUGAUGACGUUUGAACAGAAAAAAAAUAAUGUAAAAUCACGAGCCAUCUAUCAAAUGUGAGUGAGCGCAAGUACGCGCCCGCUCACCUCAAUCAAAUUCAGUUGUGUUUUAUUCCUAAACAAUUUAUUUUUUGUGCAUAAGUUUCAUUUUGUUGUUGUUGUGUGUGGAUUGAUCGGAAUAGAAAGUGAGAAUGACGCUUGCUACCCGUAUCGCGCCGAUUGUGAAUCACAAAUUGUUCAGACCAAACGAAUAAAUCUAAAAACAAACGAACGAACAAUCUAAAUCAAAUAUAGCAAAGAGCUACCGACAAAUUACGCAAAAAUAUCAUAAAUCAUGACAGUCUGUCAUUCAACCGCUCUUUUCCAAUGAAAAUGUUAUCAAUUAUCAAAAUGUACGUACAUGAGAAGAACACAAAUUAAAUGGUUUUUAUGCAAUUGCCUCUAAAAUGUUUGUCAUGCUUGUCUCUGUCUCUCUCUCUCUGUCUGUGUGUGUGUGUCCUGUGUUUAUGGUUUUAAUCAAUUGUGUGACGUUCAAUUUCAUUAACUUAUGACUGGGUUAUUCAAUGAAUGUUAAGCUCUUGAUAACAGCACCUGAGAUCUUUUUUUUUCUAAUUAUUUUUUAGUUUUUUUCUUUGUUUGUUUGACGUUGUUUGAAACAUUGAAUAUGCCGAUCAAUUUACACUUGUUUUAUGUCUGUUUGAAGUGUGCUCAUUGAAUGUGCUAACCCAAGUACUUCGAGUCGUUUGUGUCGCGGCUUUUCAACAACAUUUGCUAAUCACAACCCUGUUCCAUCGACGUUUUCAAUCGACGCCUCAUUAUUUAAUAUUGACCAUAUUUUCUUACUUGUAGAUUUCAUUUUGCUUCAUCGUCAUUCAUUUUUGAUCUUGCCCUUUGAUCGUUUGCAUCUUCAGUAUUUCACAUUUUUUUGCAUCUUCAGUUUUUCCUCGCACUUUUUUUUACAUUCUUAAUCGCAUUUUUCUAUAGGUUUUCAUUGCAUGUUUUUGCUUUUUCAUUUUUUUUUUUACAUUUUUUACUUCUCCAUGUUUUCCUUUUAUCAAUGACAAAGUCCGUGUUACCUUGAUAAAGUCAGUGAGUGUACAUUUUUAUGCAUCUUGAUCAUAUUUUUUCCUCAUGUUUUGUCCAUUUAUUGCUUCUCGUUUAUUUUUCGCUAACUUAUUUGUCAUUGCAUGGUGUAGCAUAGAUUUGUGUUUCAUAGCAUAAUAAUGUCAGAGCAUAAGAGUCUACUGCAUGAGCCUGAAACUGCACAGCCUUAGAAUGCAUACCAGUUUGGUGUUUUUUUUAGAGUAGAUGUCUUCACAUGGAAUGUAGGUUACCAUUUUGAAUUUCGUUUUUCCGUUUCUAUUUUGAAUUAUUUCAAUAUCAUCUGAAUCCAAUCGACAUAUCCAUACGUUCACACAGUCGAAAAAGUAAAUAAAUCGUUCGCUUCAUCAAAUCGGAGACAGAGAAUGGUAAGAAAAUGCGCCGUGUCACCGAUUCGCUAAGCUAUUCGACAAAUGCGUUUAGUAGUUAUUAUUUGCUUUGGGUGUUGUUGUUUUUUUGGUUGCACAUUAGGGCGGAUCGAUUUUUAAAACCAUAUUUCCACAUAGCAUGUAUAUUAUCCGUUGUAUACUAUUCACUGGGUACUAUUCAUUGGAUAGUAUUCAUUCGAUACCAUGGUAUCCACCCGGGUUCUUCCAUAAGCGAAAAGCGGUCUCCAAAUAAAAAAAGUUUGUUCCACAAUUUUGGCCACAAAGAUCUCUAAGAUGCCUCAGGGUAUUUAGAAACGAUUCUCUGGGUGGUGACCUUGGACGUUUUCGUGAACAAAUCCAGACAUCCGUGGAUCUCUUAAAAAUUUGAGGUUGUGCGGCACAACUUGUGCCUAAGAUUCAAGCCUUGGUUUGGUCAUUCAUCACUUUCCGACGGUCAAUACAGUGCCAGUCAAAAGUCAAAAAAAAAAAAUCCUCACUUUUAGUCAUUCUCAUCCAUAUUUAGUUCAUAUAUGAAUCAAAAUAAUAAAAAAUCGAUUCGCCCUAUGUAUAUAACACACAAGGUCUUCACACGCCACAUACCGCACGGCUUCGAUUUCGAAGCGACACCGAAUUUACUGCACCUGUAAUUUAUUCACCUGCAUUUUAUGUAACUGAUUUGAUUUGCAUUAAUUUUGUCGUUCGCAUGCACCAAAACUACAUUUCAAACCAAAAACACACAAUCCAUAGAACAAAUGAUGCACAAAAAUAGAGCGAUUUUGUAAAUAUAAAUGCAAAAAAGAAGGGAUCAAAUUGAUUUGAGCCGCCGUUUCAUCAAAUGAAACAAAAUACUGUGUAAAUAAUUUAUAACAUGGACCAAUCUGCCUUCAAUAUCGUGUCUUCUUUCUCGUUUCAGCUUCGGCGUCUAGAUCGUGUCGCUUAAUUUUAUUUAAGUUCGAACGAAAAAAAAAAAGAAAA